Messenger RNA from Hyaloperonospora brassicae, 4431 nucleotides. The record is from the annotation of a GenBank genome assembly. Lineage: Eukaryota; Oomycota; Peronosporomycetes; Peronosporales; Peronosporaceae.
AUGACGGUCCGCCGCACAGAAGAGCUGCAGGAGUGGAUCUGCAAUGUCACGGCGACGUCGAACGACCAUGGCGAGCAUCUGUCGAUGAUGCUGCGCGACGGCCAGUUGCUGUGCCUCCUGGCCAACGGCGUCGACCCCAAGGCGAACCUCAAGGUGAACAAACUCAACACGGUGUUCCACUCCAAGGCGAACAUCCGCCUCUUUUGCGAGUGGUGCCAGAAACAGGGGCUCAGUGACAGUGACAUUUUCCAGCCCGACGACCUGCUCGACACGGGCACGGACUUUGUUGCGGUGCUCGCGACGCUCUCCAUCCUCUUUGAUAAGUUUGGCACGAUUGGCUACACGGGCGACUUUGAAGAAGACCCCGUGUCGGACGCAGAGUCCAUGACAUCCACUGGCAGCUCGCAGGGCACGUCCCCAGUCAAGAAAGUGAACAGCAACAACAACAAGCUCACCAACUUUAUGAAGGGCGGGUUUCUGUCGAGGAAGAAGAAGCAAUCGAGCAAGAAGGCGGCCGAGCUGUUUCCCGAUCGAACGCCCCCGUCGACACCGCCACCAGUGUCGCCGCAGGUAGGAAGCGGAAUGAUGUCUCCGCCAGGUUCGCCACCGAUGGAGCCGCCAUCCCAGCAGCAAGGGAGGAGCAACAGCGGGGCUACGAAUGCAAAUCGUCUGAACGCGUUCUUGAAUCAAGUGCCUGCAUCGCGUGGGUCGCCACUAACGCACGCUGAGCGCCCGACAGGUCCUCUCAAGAAGGCCAAUCCAGCAAAGAAGCUGCCGACAGCAACGACCAAGACGCCUCCCGUUGCGAUCAAACCCCCGUCUCCGAAACAGCCUCCUAAGUCAGUGCCUGCAAGCCGCGACGCCCGGAACAAACUUGCGGCCUUUAUGCAGUCCAACUCGUCCGUCGUCGAGACAGCGACUUCGUCAGAUUCGUGCAACACCGGGUCUACCCUGUCUCCCGCUCCGGAAACCACGUCCCCACCAAAGUCCGAGCCCGUCAGAGGUCGCGGCGGUUCACAGCACAAGGCUGCAAAAGGAAGCAGCAUUCCGAAGCCCGAUGCUCCUGCUCCGCCGAAAGCUUCUGUCGUCGGUCCAGGAUCUACGAACAAACUGAACAACUUUACGAAGCAGCAGCCGCCUGCUGUUUCGUCGAAGCCCCGUUCUUCGAGCAAACUCGCAGCAUUCUUGGCGACAACGAAGCCUGUGUCUGCAGUCACAACAGUGUCGUCUGCUGCCUCGCCAAAGCCAAAGCUUGCUGCAUUUAAACUACCUCAGAACUCGUUGGAUGGAGACCGAGGUAUCUCGAAGCCCGUGUGUAGGCGACCAAGCUCUCUUGCUGUGACACCGUUCAAGCCACGUCAGACGGUUGAGCGCUCCACGGGUCGUGGCAAUUACGUACGCAAGCGCCAAACGUAUUGGGUUCCGCCAAAGCGUCGCCGCAGCAGCUUUAGCCUGGAGAAGAAACGAAAAGCUUUUAUGCACGAACAGCUGGAAAUCAAGGAAGAGCAGCUUCGUCAACAGGCUGCAGGCGCUUCGAACAAGCAGAACUUGAUCGUGCCUGGCGUACAGUGCUACAUCCCCGACAAAGAAAACGUGUGGCUGCUGUCUGAAAUCGUCGAUUACAACGACCGUCGAAAAGAGGUGACAAUCACGGCCUUCUUGGACUCAGGCGAUACCGAGCAACGUGUCGUGGAUCUAAAGAACCCCGACAUCAUUCGCGCAGUCGCUGGUCCCACAGCGACGGAGGUGGAGUCGCUUCCAGUAGCAAUCCUUCACGACAACCCAGAGGGCGUGGAAGAUAUGCGCCUGCUUCGGUACUUGAACGAGCCGUCGAUAUUGUUCAACUUGAAGCAACGCUUUGCGGCCUCGAAGCCUUAUACGUACACGAACGACAUUGUGAUUGCAGUGAAUCCGUACAAAUGGAUUGAGAAUCUGUACGGCGAUCACUUGCACGAGCAGUACCUGCGGCAGCGGCGUGACGCUCUCCCUCCGCACGUAUACUCCACAUCAACGGCUGCUUUUAAGCACAUGAAGGCGAACAAUAUGAACCAGAGCAUUCUUGUGAGUGGCGAGUCGGGUGCUGGCAAGACGGAAACAACAAAGAUCGUGAUGAACCACUUAGCGAGCGUGGCUGGUGGCCGCAAGGACAAGACGAUUGCCAAGGUGAUCGACGUGAACCCGCUUCUCGAGUCGUUUGGUAACGCCAAGACCACCCGCAAUGACAACAGUUCGCGCUUCGGCAAGUUCACGCAAUUGCAGUUCGAUAGCUGUGGAAAGUUGAUCGGCGCAAAGUGCGAGACGUACUUGUUGGAGAAGUCGCGCGUGGUGUCGAUUGCCGAAGGCGAGCGCAACUAUCAUAUUUUUUAUCAGCUCUUGGCUGGUUUGCCCGUCGAAGAACGGAAGGAGUAUGGUCUGGAUCCUGACUGCAAGUACCAAUACGCCGGCUCGCUGGCAGAGAUGCAGAUUCCCGGUCUUGACGACAGCAAGUGGUUUGCCUGCACACAGAAGUCGCUGUCGACAAUUGGUCUGGAUGCCAGCGCACGAACUGCGUUGUUUAAGAUCCUUGCGGGCGUGCUGCUGCUCGGCGAAGUCGUGUUUGACACGAGCGGUGAGAGUGGGGCGCGUAUAUCCAGUGGUUCAGCGUUGUCACAAGUUGCCAAGAUGUUUGGUCUUCCCACGACGAGGAUCGAGGAAGCACUUUGCAAUCGCACGGUCAUUACUCGCAAUGAUAGCGUGACAGUUCCCCUCGCUCCUGUUGAAGCGGCGGAGAAUCGCGACGCGCUGGCCAAGACGAUCUACUCGAAGAUGUUUGACUGGAUGGUGGUAAAAAUCAACGCUGCAAUCAGCACGGAGGAAAGUAGCAUCAAGGGCCAAAUCGGUGUGCUCGAUAUCUUUGGUUUCGAGGACUUUGUCCACAACGGCUUCGAGCAGUUUUGUAUUAACUACGCGAACGAAAAGCUGCAGCAGAAGUUCACGACGGACGUGUUCAAGACGGUCGAAGACGAGUACGUGCGCGAAGGAUUAGCGUGGGACCAUAUCCAGUACCAGGACAACGAGGGUAUCGUGGAAGUGAUUGAGGGCAAAAUGGGCAUCAUUGCACUGAUGAAUGACCAUCUUCGCCAGCCGCGUGACACUGAAGAGGCGCUGGUCAAUAAGAUCCGCACGAACCACCAGGUGAAGAAAAAUGGCGAUGCGAACGAGAGCGUUGACUUUCCCAAGGUCAAGCGAACUCAGUUCAUUGUCAACCACUACGCUGGCCCAGUGACGUACGAGACGGUGGGCUUUAUGGAGAAGCACCGUGACACGCUGCAGAAGGAUCUGCUUGAUCUGAUCCAGUUGAGCAGCUUGCCGCUUCUUCCAGAGCUCUUUGAGAACAGCGACGAGUUGGGAGAGAGCGGGAGUGGACGGAGCAAGAAAGGCCCCAAGAGUCUUGGCUCUCAGUUCAAGACGUCGUUGGCGCACCUGAUGGAGAACAUCAAGACGACCAACACGCACUAUGUCCGUUGCAUUAAGCCGAACUCAAACAAGAGUCCAACCGAGUUCAACAAGCGCAUGAUUGUCGAGCAGCUGCGAUCAGCGGGUGUGAUUGAAGCCAUUCGUAUAACGCGAUCGGGGUACCCGAGUCGUCUGACCCCAAGCGAGUUGGCGACACGCUAUGCGAUCAUGUUCCCGCCGUCGAUGCACAGCAAGGACGUUCGCCGGACGUGCAAUGUGUUCAUGUCGUCGAUCGGUCGCAAGUCGCCGCUGGAGUACCAAAUGGGCAAGACGCUCGUGUACUUCAAGAACGGCGUGAUGGAAGAGCUGGAGGCCAUGAAGUCGGACUUUAUGUACUACGAAGCACGUACGAUCCAGCGCAUUGCCCUGGGUUUCUUGGCCCGGCGGCGUCUGCGGAAACAGGUCCGUGCAGCGAUUGUGCUGCAGUCGUACGCCCGCAUGUUGCUGGAGUUCAAGGAGUAUCACUUCCAGCGCCGGGCACUCAUUAAGAUUCAGCUUGGCUGGAAAAAGUACAAGGCGAUCCCCGUCGAGUCUGCGUAUGGCAGCUUUGACGACGGCGGGCAGUGGGCCGAUGAGCUCGACGACGACAUGGAUAACUCGGAUGCCGACGAGGGUUUUGGAGACGACCCCGCCUCGAUGCAUGGAGGACGGAACCGGUCGGUUGCCGACCGCAUGGAGUCGUUCAAAGUCGCACACUCGGGUCGCCGUGGCAGUGUCAAGCGUCUGAAUGAAUUGUCGGCCCGUGCCAAGAGCUUUAUGAAGCCACGCAGCGGCAGUGGCAGCACGUCGAGCUCGAGCGGCAUAUCGCUGGAGGACGAGAACUCGAUCCUGAAGAUUGAGAACCGCAACUUGAAAUACGAUUUAGAAUUGAUGCGCGAGCAGUGCAUUGAGCUGCAGGCGAUCAUUCUCGAGAUCAACAAGAGCCGCAAGAGGUGA